Messenger RNA from Drosophila willistoni, 879 nucleotides. RefSeq lists its product as uncharacterized. Bases 83 to 769 code for a protein of 228 amino acids. The transcript has a single exon. Lineage: Eukaryota; Metazoa; Arthropoda; Insecta; Diptera; Drosophilidae. The record is from RefSeq and is a predicted model, not a curated record.
AGUAGGCUUGUUGGGUUGGGUUGAUUGGUUAAUUCGUUUGAGUUUUUCCAGUUUAGUUUUUUAUUUGUAAGUAACCGAAAUCAUGAAGUAUCCGCCACCACCACCGCCAACUGUUCAGGAACCUGAACCAGAACGUGUUCGAGAAGGAACUGGUGCAAUGCGUCCGUUUUUCUUUGUGUUUUAUACCCUAGAGACAGUGUUCAAUAUGUUCUGCAUGGCAUUUCAUAUAACUGGAUUCAUGUCUGUGGACUUAAGCAUGUUGGGCUGGGAGAAAGAAAUCAUUCACUAUUUCUAUUUGAUUGCAUUUUAUGUCUUCAUGGUGCUGACUCUCUUCCAAAGUAUUAACAUUUGUACCGGUCACACGCCCACCCUUCUCAUGGAGAUCAUAAAAGCUUCGGCCGCAUCAUGUGCCUUCACAUUGAUUUCACUGAUGACUAUGUAUGAUGCCGAACGGGAUUUUCAUUUAUUGUAUUUGGGCGAUGAGGAAUCGGAUGACGUUUACAUUAAAGAUAAACCAGUUCAUCCAUUUUUCAAUUAUAUGCGUAAUCAAUCGAUAUCAUCGUUGGCCUGUGGAGUUCUUUACAUGCUACAUGCUACCAUUCUGAUCGAUGUAAAGAUCACUGCCUCCAAGGAGGAGAAUAUUUACCGUGAUGAAGAGAGCGACUAUAUGCCUAUACCGCUGUAUGUCUUUGGACAAUAUGUACAGGCCAAGUUGGAUUCAUAUGAAUGGUUUCAGGAAUUUCGUGACAAUAAUCUUGUCAAUUUAUAAGUAAGGUUAUAGUAAAUUCACAUAAAGAAGAACAACAAUAUUCGGACGUCGUUUUCAGCUUUAAAUUAAACAAUUACAAAACUGUUUCAGCUUUGCGUUGGCCAUUUCAA